ACUGCGAGAGCCCGCCGCCCGCCUCUGCUGUUGGCGCAGGCGCCGCUGCGGCUCGGGGCUCGGGGAGGAGCGGACGCCGCCGGCGAGGAUGGUGCUGGAGAGCGUGGCCCGCAUCGUGAAGGUGCAGCUCCCCGCGUACCUGAAGCGGCUCCCCGUCCCCGAGAGCAUCAGCGGGUUCGCCCGGCUUACAGUUUCAGAAUGGCUUCGGUUAUUGCCUUUCCUUGGUGUACUUGCACUACUUGGCUACCUUGCAGUUCGUCCAUUCCUCCCAAAGAAAAAACAACAGAAGGAUAGCUUGAUUAAUCUUAAAAUACAAAAGGAAAAUCCCAAAGUGGUGAAUGAAAUAAACAUUGAAGAUUUGUGUCUUACUAAAGCAGCUUAUUGUAGAUGUUGGCGUUCUAAGACGUUUCCUGCCUGUGAUGGUUCACAUAAUAAACACAAUGAAUUAACAGGAGAUAAUGUGGGCCCACUAAUACUGAAGAAGAAAGAAGUAUAAUAACUGCAGUUGUGGCAGCAUCACCAAUCUGGAGACCAGGAGAGAUGUACUAGUAACACACAUGUACUUUAUUCAGAAAUGAAUGCCUCAGGUCCCCAUCCUCACAGUCUCCUUUUUUCUUACAUCACACCUGAUUCUAACAUGUUUGGUUAUCUGAUUUCUGCUGAACAAAUCACAAGUAUCUACAGGGUCCUGUGAGAGGUAGGGAAACAAUAAAACAUGACAGCUGACUUCAGGGGAGGAGGAAACCAAAAAAUAAAUUUAAUGUGAAAAGCCUGGCACCUCAAGACCAUUUAAUAGAGGAUCCUGCACAUCACAGUCCCAUCAAAAUAUACAAGUCAUAUUUGAUGAUGAAUUUGAAUCAAAAGUACUAUAUGAUGUUUAAAAUAUGUUUAUUUUAGAAAGGAAAGGAGAGGGAAGGAAACAGAGAGAGAGAAAAAAAACAUUGAUCUGAGAAACACCAACUUGUUGCCUCCUGUACACACCGCAAGUGGGAGUUGAACCCACAACCUGGGUAUGUGCCCUGACCAAGAAUUGAACCGGUGACCUUUUGAUGCACAAGAUGAUACUCAACCAACAGAGCCACACUGGCCAGGUAAAUACUAUAUGGCAUUAAGAAGGUAGGAUAUGUGUUGUAUUUGAUGAUUCCAGUUUCCACUUGAAAUAGUUAAAAGCUCAGUGCUUAAAGUGGUACAUCCUGGCCCUAGCUGGUUUGGCUCAGUAGAUAGAGUGUUGGCCUGCAGACUUGAAGGGUCCCGGGUUUGAUUCUGGCCAAGGGCACAUGUCCGGGUUGCAGUCCCCAGUGGGGGGAAAGGGGUGUGUAGGAGGUAGCCAAUCAAUGAUUCUCAUCAUUAAUGUUUCUAUUUCUCCCUCUCCCUUCCUCUCUGAAAUCAAUAAAAAUAUAUUUAAAAAAAAUAAAGUGGUAUAUCCUGGCUGAAAAUUUGUGCAGGAAAUAGCUUGACUCAUUCUUUGAUAUUUGGAGGCUUAUCAUAGGAAGUUUUUCCAUUCAACUGAAACAUUUUUCAUUUCAUGACUAAUACAUUACAAAAUUUAAUUUGUUAAAGUAUGAGGAAAACUAAAUAAAGGAAUGGUGAUUUAAACCACAUGAAUUGUGUUAGGUGACCUCCCCCCUCAGAGAGGAUUAUAGUCACGUUUAAAAACCACUUAGCAGCAGUUCACUGACUGCCUCACGGCCUGGCUGGCCCUUUGCACAGCAGCUGGAAUGCAGAGGACUCCAUGGCUGUUCUUUGGUUGGUUUGUUUAUUGUCUGAGCUGUGCUGCAUCAUCGGAGGUUGGGCUUUAGUUUGUCAGAAAAGUCUUUUAUUGGAAGCUCACUUUAUUUUAUCAUGUUCACAUGGUCUACUUUUAACUUUGGCUCCGGUUUCAUACAGUCAUGUAGCAAACAUUAUUUUAAUAUAAAAAGUAGGCAGUCCAUAUUAGGUGCUGUAUUAGCAGUUGUAUUAGUUAAUUUUGUUAUGGUCUUGAAAGACAUUGAAAAUCUGUUAGAGGCAUAUUUAUGUCUUUCAGUCAGAGGACAUCACUCUCCUUUGGUUUCAAUGCUGAUUGUUUGCUCACACAGUAUACUAGUAUCUGUGACUGUUCUCAGAGCUCUGUUGUCAAACAGAUCAGCCACAAUGUUAACAAAUUCCUGAUCUCUGCUAUAAGGCUGUAAUUUUCCAAAAUAAUGUAGAAAAGGGGAAGAGGGUAAUAAAUUGCAUAAUUACAGAGAUGAACCCUGUACUAGUGAGAAAAUAAAACUGU
Molecule: messenger RNA, 2257 nt
Organism: Myotis daubentonii (Daubenton's bat)
Lineage: Eukaryota; Metazoa; Chordata; Mammalia; Chiroptera; Vespertilionidae
Gene: CISD2
Product: CDGSH iron sulfur domain 2
Biological process (GO): autophagy of mitochondrion; regulation of autophagy
Cellular component (GO): intracellular membrane-bounded organelle; mitochondrial outer membrane
Molecular function (GO): 2 iron, 2 sulfur cluster binding
Source: RefSeq, a predicted model, not a curated record